Cuscuta europaea is the source of this 1511-nucleotide messenger RNA. Lineage: Eukaryota; Viridiplantae; Streptophyta; Magnoliopsida; Solanales; Convolvulaceae. The record is from the annotation of a GenBank genome assembly.
AACACAGGGAGUACUGUAUGAUUUACUUUUUUAAAAGAAAGAAAAUACCUAACCCUAGAAAAGGAAAUUGAGUCUGUUUCAUCUCAUGUGUUCUCCAUGAAAUGGGAAAUGGAGGGCGAGGAAGAGAAAGAGCUUGAAGCGGUGCUGGAGAAAAUAUGGGAUUUGCACGAUAAGCUCAGCGACGCCAUCCAUUCCAUCUCUCGUGCUCACUUUCUGAGCUCCAUCAACAAGCCUCGCAAACCAGACGAUUUAUACAUCCACCACCGUUCUAAAAAGGGAACCGAGCCGGACUCCGACCACACCGCUGCAUGGAAGAAAGGUAAACCGCCUGGAUUCGUUUUCGUGAAGGAGUUUAGAGUCGAUGAGGAGGAUGACUCGGCGUCGGUUCAGGAAGCUAAAAGCCUCAACGCUAUCCGUACCGCCCUCGAGAAUCUAGAGGACCAGCUCGAAUUUUUCCAUAAUAUGCAAGAACAGCAACGUGUGGAGAAAGAUGUUGCCCUUGCUCGCUUGGAGCAGAGUCGUAUUAUACUUGCAAUGAGAUUGGCUGAUCAUAGAGGUAAAAGGUACAAGUUCAUUGAAGAAGCUCAAGCUUUGGUAGCCGAUGUCCAGGGUGCCAGUCAUUUUGUUUCACCUGAAAGCCUCUUUGGCUCUCCACCCAGGUCACCGGGUGGCAAUUUCAUAGCAAAGAAAGGGAAGUGUUCAAAUAUUCUUCUUAAUGUUAUCUUCUCUAGUUUCAAUUUUGUAAAGAAGUCCCUUAGACUUGAUCAUGUGGGUGGACUUGUGGGGAAUACUGCUCUGGUUGCAUUAAGUAUGCUAGCAUUAAUGCAAAUGCAACAAGCAGGCUGCAAGCAACAACAUUAUUUGGACCGUCCACCAAGGCAAGAAGAUGCCCUCCACAAGCGACCUCUUACCAAAGUUUUUCGACCACUGGAUUCAUCAUCUAGGCGUGCAAAACAGUUGGAUGUGUUGUCUGCAAGGGGAUAGCUGAAUUGAGAAUAUAAUGAUGAUGGUAGCGAUUCCUUUUAGCUGCUGCUGCUCUUCAAGUUUUGUAAAUGCGUAGGAGAAUGCCGUGGUGUGUGACCAUUCGCAAAUGCUCGAGUGUUUUAAAUCAAGCAACAAAACUUUUCAGACCAUGUCAUCAAAAGGUGCAUUUUUGGUGUUUCAUUUGUUCAUAAAGUUACUUUCUUGUCUUAUUAGCUUCUGGAAAUGUCACGGACCGACUUAAAUGUAAAUAAAUCUAUACUACGUAGUAGUUUAUUUUGUCCCACAAUGGUACCUGUAGGAAGACAGCUAGGGAAGGGUCCAGUGAUAUCUACCCCUCUUAUUCACAUAGGUGUUAAUUUCAUUGCUGUCUCCCUACACAUAUCAGUUUCCUUAUUUGUUUAUCUCAAUUUGCGUCAAUCUCAGAUUAUAAUCUACUAUACCUGGAUAUAAUAUCUGUAAAGAAAUUGUAACUUUGGUCCCUUGACCGUUCUUUCCUUUGCAAUGUAGUCUCACAUUCAUUUGUUGCA